UGAAGGAAGAGAAGGAACCUCUGUGGCGCAACGAGCUGACCAGGAAGAUCCUCCUGCGGGAGACAUAAAUACCCGACAAAGAUCAUUCCUCCUCGGACACUUUAUGAAUGAACGGCUCCUGUCAGGACUGAAAAAAAGGAAGAACGUGAAAAGAAGAAGCUUCAAAUUUCAAGAGUUUGGAAACUUUCCACGGUGUGGUCACACAGACUUCCCCCCUCGUUCAGAUUUAACCACCAAACCCACAGAUAUUUUUAACAGUCAAACUUAAGAAUAAACUUCAAGGUUUUUCUGCCUGAGUCACCAAAAUGACCUCAGAGCCAAACUUCACCACCGCCUUAAACCUCACCACCCCCACUGCCGAUGGUGGCUGCCCACCUGUCGGUAUUGGGCUGGAAGGUAAGAUCAUGCCACCCGUCCUCAUCAUCGAUGUCAUUCUGGGGCUGCUGGGAAACCUGGUCGCUCUGUGGAUCUUCUGCUUCAAACUGAAGGCGUGGAACCCCAACAGCCUCUUCCUCUUCAACCUGGUUAUCGCAGACUUCCUCGCUCUAGUGAGUCUACCUCUGAGGAUCGACGCCUUGCUCAGGAGUCACUGGGUGUUUGGAGACGGCAUGUGCCGGAUCAACCUCUUCCUGAUGUUUUCCAACCGUUCGGCGAGCAUCGCACUCAUGACCGUGGUGGCAAUUUAUCGCUACUUUAAGGUGGUCCAUCCUCACCACCGCUUCAACCGCAUGACCAAGCGACAGGCGGUGUUUGUGUCGCUGUUUGUCUGGCUGCUGGUCAUCACGCCCCGGGUUCCUAUGCUGGCUUACAACCACAUCAAGGGCAGCGGCAACACAACCCAGUGCUUCUUUUUCACGUCUUACAAAGAGGCGUCGCGAGCCAUCAUCAUCCUGGUGGCCAUGCAUCGCAUCCUCACCGUGCUGGAGUUCAUCUUCCCGAUGGCCAUGCUGCUGUUCUGCUCCAUCCGGAUCUCCAGCUUCCUGAAGGAACGACGUAUGGGCAAACCCGACAAGGUGCGCAAGGCGAUGCGAGUGUGCAUCGCCAUCGUUGCAGUAUUCAUGGUAUGCUUUCUGCCCACCACGGUGACAACCAUCGGAGUGUGGCUCACCCGCUCGUACCGCCCGUGGGACUGCACCAGCUUCUACAUAUUCACCCAGCUCAGCAUCGUGUCUCUGGGAUUGAACUUCCUGAACUCGGCCCUGGACCCAAUCAUCUACGUCUUCUCCAGCUCCAUGUUCAGGAAGGCCCUGGUGGGUGCGCUGCCCCGUGCACUGCGCUGUGGGCAGGAAGCCGAGGACAACAAGACGUCUUCUUCGGGAACUCAGUCAACCACCCAGGAGGAGAUGAAACCCAUGAGGACUGAUAGAGGAAGCGAGGCGAAAUAGUGAGCUGCUCCUUGCUAAUAAAGACUAAACCAAGCAGUGAAACCUUUUCCCUGCUCUGAUUUCCUUUAUUUUUGUGUAAUUUUGCAUAAAGUUAUACCUUUGGCUUGUUUUCUGAUGAAUCUGAAAAUCUGUCGCAUAACCAUGUAAACAUAUAUUCAGUCAAGUUUGAAAUAUUUUUCCUGUUGAACUCUUUAAAUGUA
Messenger RNA from Pelmatolapia mariae (spotted tilapia), 1585 nucleotides. Its product is annotated as hydroxycarboxylic acid receptor 2-like. NCBI's taxonomy places the organism in Eukaryota, Metazoa, Chordata, Actinopteri, Cichliformes, Cichlidae. Gene Ontology annotation, molecular function: G protein-coupled receptor activity. Bases 306 to 1385 code for a protein of 359 amino acids. Gene Ontology annotation, cellular component: plasma membrane. The transcript is spliced from 4 exons. Gene Ontology annotation, biological process: G protein-coupled receptor signaling pathway. The record is from RefSeq and is a predicted model, not a curated record.